GUGCGACUGCGCACAGUCUAAUCCGCGCGGGGGGAGAGAAUUGCGCAUGCGCGCCUGUCUCCCGGGACGCUAGAGCAGGCGAUAACCGGGCUGCUCCGGUAGGUUUGGCGUGCGCGGGUUUCUGCAGAUCUAGGGCGAGCUUACACGUUACAUCACCGAUGCAUCUCUUCUUGCUUGCUUAAUUUGCCACCACUUAGGCCUUUCUUGCAGAAUUCGCCAUAUACUCCUUAAGGGCCGCAGAAUCGGAGCGACCUUGGUGACUGUCAAACUCGGCAGAUGUGCGUGCACUGGUUUGAUGCAGACGUGGUUGUAGGCGAUUUAAUUUUUCCCAGCUUUGCAGCGACUGUUGGCUUCCCAGAAGGGAUCCCCCCAGCCUCGACUGGAAGCUGAGGGACAAAAAUUCAUAAAAGCAGUUACUCUUUCCCGGUCUGGCUUCUAGAAGAGCAAGAAUAGCGAUAUGAUUACAUCUGCAGCCCUAUAAAGAUUGAUCUGUCCGUCUUUCCCUUACAGUCGUGGUGUGUUAACGUUCCUGUGUUGUUCAGUGCCAGAAUGAGUGACCGCUAUUUAGAACAAAGGAUUAGUAUCAAAUUUUGCGUGAAAUUGAACAAGUCUGCAAGUGAGACCCACCAUCUUUUAAAAGAAGCUUAUGGGGAUGAAGUCAUGUCAAGGGCCAGAGUUUUUGACUGGCACAAAAGGUUUAAAGAAGGUCGGGAAGAUGUUCGAGAUGAUGCCCGAAGUGGGCGUCCAGUCACCCACCGAACAGAUGACAAUAUCCAGAAGGUCAAGGACUUGGUUUGUUCAAACAGGCAGUUAACCGUGAGGAUGAUGGCUGAAGAGUUAAAUUUAGACAAAGAAACAGUUAGGCUCAUUUUGAAAGAAAACUUGAACAUGAGGAAGAUUUCUGCAAAAGUUAUUUCGGGUGUUUUGAAGGGUGAGCCUAAACCACAAAAACUUGACUUUCGGUCCGAUCUUUCAAAGGAAACUAGGAAAAAUAGCUCAUGUUUGAGGAAAAAGAGACAGAACCUCGCUAUGUUGCCCAGGCUGGUCUCGAACUCCUUGUCUCAAGGGAUCCUCCCACCUUGGCCUCCCAAAGCUCUGGGAUUAUCAGCAUGAGCCAUCAUGCCCAGCCAAAACCAAGACUUCAACAGUGUAAAUUCCAGUCCGAGUCCAAAGGCCGAAGAGCGAGGAGUGCUGAUGUACAAGGGCAGGAGAAGAUGGAUGGCACAGCUCAAGAAGCGAGAACCAAUUUGCCCUUCUCCUACCUUUUUGUUCUAUUCAGGUCCUCAAUGAAUUGGAUGAUGUCCAUGCACAUUAGGGAGGAGUGCCUCUUCAUUACCUGGUCUACCAAUUCAAAUGCUAAUCUCUUCCAGAAACAUCCCCACAGACACACCCAGAAAUAAUGUUUUCCCAUCUAUCUCAGUACCCCAUGAUCCAGCCAAGUGAACACAUAAAAUUGGCUGUCACAUCUCCAUUUUGUUUAUUUUACUUAUUUAUUUUAGACUAGUUAAGUUCAGUAGUGAGAAAGAGGGAAGGAAUAGAACGAGGAGUUCAAUCUGUGACUGACUGUGAACAAUCGAUUGAGAUAACUUACUACCUUUGGACCAGCCAUCUCCAUUUUAUAAAUAAGAAAACUGAAGCUCAGAAAGGUUGUCUAAACUGCCAAAGCCAUACAACUUUAAGUGCGGAAAUAGGUUUUGUGUUCGAUCUGCUUCUCUAUAAAAUCCCAUGCAGGACAUCCAGGCAUCUAAAAGGUAGCUCAGUAUCUCUGCCUUCUCUCCAUUGUUAGCAUUUAUGGGCAAUUUUUGCUGGAGCAAAUAUUCUGACAAAGAUUCCUCCCGUUUCCUAUGGGAGUAGAGAGCAAGCAGGUGAAGCCGGGCUCUCUUGAGCCUGGGAGCCCCUGGUAGGAGAAUUUGGCUGGAAAGAUGUGGAAGUCAAUAAGCAUUUCCUCCACCACCCAGAAGCAUCUCCAAGCUCAGGCAAGAGGUGGGCAGUGAAGGGGAAUACCAAGCAUCCUGCACAUCAUCUUUGACCUGCCUCAGGUAGAAGGAGGAAGCCCAGGCCAUGGCAGGACUUACCUGUUGAGUCCUGCUGGGUUUGGGCAAUGUCUCAGCAGAGACUGGCAUAGUCUCAGGCUUUUCACUUCCUUCCUUAGAUUGGGGGCGCCUCUUGCCCUGUGCAUCUUGCACAAAGCCUGGUCCUGAGUAGGUGCCCUGCAAAGAUGCAGGGGAUCAAUGGGGAUGACUGAGGUCUAACUGAAGAAAAAGAAGGCAUUUCAAGUCUCUACAGGAUGGGGACUUUAAUGAGUGUAAAUAGCUACCCUUUAUUGAGCAUUGUUUAUGUGUGGACACUUUUUAUGCAUGUAUAUUGGAAUAUUUUUAGCCGCAAGUAAUGAUAAUUAACAGUGACUUAAAUAGGUAGUUAUUUUCUGGCAUAACAAGAAUUCUAAAGGUGCUCCUUUGGUCUUUCCAUCUUGGUUACAAGAUGGCUGUGACACCCAGCCCUCACCUCCAAGGCAGGCAGGGGUUGGGAGGUGCAGACAGUUCAGACUCCACAGUCCUGUUUCAUCGGGAAAGCAAAAGCUCUCCCAGUAACUCCCAGCAGAGUUCUACUAAAUCUCAUUGGCCCAAGGGAGCUGCAGUGGUAGGUAACAAGGAGCAAAUGGCUUUUGGGUAGCCAGUCAACAGGGUCUGCCACGUGCAUAGAAAGCACAGUAUGUAUUUGGCAUGGAGUCAGUACUCAAUAAGCAUUUAGCUAUUUGGCGCGCCUGUGUGUGUUUGUGUGUCUGCGUGUGGUUAUAUGUAUAUUCUCCAUUUUCCUGAACAGUCCUUGGAAGUGGCUUCCUCCUUUACUAAUGGGACCUAACACACAGCUGGCAAAAGGCACAGGUAGAGCCACACAUCAGACUCAUUUCUUUCUGACUGAAGUCUGAGGGCUCUUUCCAUUGCCAUGCCAUGUUCCACCCUCCCCUUCAACUGCCCCUCUAAAGUCACAUCAGGUCCCAGUGGGCUUGAUGAAGAAAGAAGCGGGAAGGAGAUCAGAUCAGUACUGUUGUCCAGGCUGGAGUGCAGUGGAUUGUAGCUCACUGCAGCCUCCAUCUCCAUGGCUCAAGUGAUCCUCCUGCCUCAGCCUUCCAAGUAGCUAGGACAACAGGUGCAUGCUACCAUGCCUGGCUAAUUAAUUAAAAGAAUUUUUUUUUUGGUAGAGACAGGGUCUCACUAUGUUGCCCAGGCUGCUCUUGAACUCCUGGGCUCCAGUGAUCCUCCCCCUUCAGCCUCCCAAAGUGCUAGAAUUACAGGCAUUAGCCACCAUGCCUGGCCUGGAAAUCAGUUCAUUUUUACUUUUUUUGAGACAGGCUCUCCUUAUGUCACCGAGGCUACAGUGCAGUGGUUCAAUCACAGCUCACUGUAGCCUCUACCUCCUGGGCUCAAGUGAUCCUCCCACCUCAGCCUCCUGAGUAGCUGGGACUACAGGCAUGUAUCACCAUGCCCAGCUAAUUUUUGCAUUUUCUGUAGAGUCAGGGUUUCACCAUGUUGCCCACUCUGGUCUCAAACUCCUGGGCUCAAGCAAUCCACCCACCUAGGCCUCCCAAAAUGCUGGGACUAUAGGUGUGAGCCACCACACCUGGCCUGGAGCUCAGUUGUGAAAUAAGUUGACACCUGUCCCUGGGGCUAUCCACAGAGUAACGAUGAAGUCAUGAGAGGAGGUUCAAUAACUGUGUACUAGAGUCAUACCUCCACCUGAGUGCAGCCACUUUUAAAUGGUCAGGCUAGAAGGCUCAGCCUUUAUUCUGAUGAUGCCACUACUGCCCAGAACUCCUCUGGGACUCUCUUUACAAGUUGCAAAAGACCUCAAUCUCAUUACUGUAAUACUGCACCUCAUUUCUGACCCCAAACCCAGCUGCAGCUUCUCAUCUCACAAAUUUCAAGUGACUUUUGACUAUCGCCAAAAAUCAAAAAUCAUUCCCCGAAGACAGAGUAUAUUGUAAUUUAGAUGCAAAAGAAUGUGUUGUCUGCUUUGCAGCCAAUUUUCAAGUAAAAAAAAUGUUUAAAGUAGUGGAAGCACUGUUUAAAUAAAUAUGCCGGGCCAGGCGUGGUGGCUUACGCCUGUAAUCCCAGCACUUUAGGAGGCCAAGGCGGGUGGAUCACGAAGUCAGGAGAUCAAGACCACCCUGGCUAACACGGUGAAACCCCAUCUCUACUAAAAAUACAAAAAAUUAGCCGGGCAUGGUGGCAGGCGCCUGUAGUCCCAGCUACUGGGGAGGCUGAGGCAGGAGAAUGGCAUGAACCUGGGAGGCGGUGCUUGCAGUGAGCUGAGGUCGCACCACUGCACUCCAGCCUGGGCUACAGAGUGGGACUCUGUCUCAAAAUAAAUAAAUAAAUAAAUAAAAUUAAAUAAAUAAAUAAAUAAAUAAAUAUGCCCUCCCAGGUUGACAUCUUGGAAGAGGAUAACUCUAAGUUUGGUUGUAUAAUUUCUGCUGUGUUUAAGAAAAAUUACUUCACUUGUGAGACAUUGUGAAAAGGAUGCUGGACUUGGUAAAGAUACAAAUGGGAUUAUAAUGUUGGUCAGGUGACACAUGUUGCAUUGGUGAACUACAAAUUGAUAUUGUUUUCUCAGAGCAAUUUGGCAAUGAGCAUCACGAAGCUAUAAAGAGUUUAAACCAGGCCGGGCGCAGUGGUUCACGCCUGUAAUCCCAAUACUUUGGGAGGCCGAGGUGGGCAGAUCACAAGUCAGGAGCUCGAGACCAGCCUGGUCAACAAGGUGAAACCCCGUCUCUACUAAAAAUACAAAAAUUAGCCGGGUGUGGUAGUGCACGCCUGUAAUCCCAGCUACUCAGGAGGCUGAGGCAGGAGCAUCGCUUGAACCCAGGAGGUGGAGGUUGCAGUGAGCUGAGAUCGCACCACUGCACUCCAGCCUGGGUGACAGAGAAAGACUGCCUCUCAAAAAAAAAAAAAAAAAAAAUAGUUUAAACCAGUUGACCUAGGAAUCUUCUAGGAAGAUUUCUUAGGAAUCUUUCUUAGGAAAACAGUCAGAAAUGCAGACAAAGAUUUAUGUAACAGCUAUUCAUUGCAGACUUAUUUGUAAAAACAGUAAAAAGAAGGAAAUAACCCAAAUGUCCCACAAUGGAGAAAUUGUUAAGAAAAUUACGGCAUACUCAUUAAGUGAAAUAAUGCAGCUAUUUAAGAUGAUGUUUUUAAAGAACUGUCAAUGAUGUUUGAAGAUGUUCACAAUAAGAUAGGCGAUAAAAUCAGACUAUAAAACCACACGCAUUAUAAAGUCCCAUUUUUACCUUCUCUGUGCUAAAAAAAACCCUCAAGAUAUAUCCAAAACAUUACCAGUGGUUUGAUCUGGGUGAUGAAAUUAUAAGUGAUGUUAAAUUUGCUUCAUUAUGCUUUUAUAUAUAUAAUUUUUAUUAUUAUAACUAUAAAUAUUACUUUUGUAGUUAGAAAAUAUGUAUAAUGAACAUUUUUAAGAAAGAAA
Messenger RNA from Nomascus leucogenys (northern white-cheeked gibbon), 5478 nucleotides. RefSeq names its product GVQW motif containing 3 (gene GVQW3). Lineage: Eukaryota; Metazoa; Chordata; Mammalia; Primates; Hylobatidae. Bases 550 to 1113 code for a protein of 187 amino acids. The transcript is spliced from 2 exons. The record is from RefSeq and is a predicted model, not a curated record.